AUUCCAUUUUUACUCACCAUGCUCUAAAUGCCCUAAAUGCCCCUAAAAGGAGUUUUAAUAUUUUAUUUACAUUUCACAUGCCUUCUUCCUUUCUUCAUUUCUCUUUAACGUCACAGCCAUGGCUAACCUGCUAGCCUCCGACCCAAUCUUUUCCGCAUUCCUGUCGCCGGAUUUUGAUUCGGCCCGCUUCUCCUCCGCCGCUCUCUCCUCCGGAUCUGCGGCAUCUCGCAUCGAGAAGCUGCAGGAAGGCCUCCGCUUCCUCGACAACCAGCUCCGCCAUGAAGUCCUCUCCCGCCACGAGGAUCUCCUCAACCAGCUCUCCUCCAUCCGCGCCGCCGACUCCGCCCUCUCCUCCCUCCGAUCCUCCGUCUCCUCCCUCCAAUCUUCUCUACAGCGAGUCCGGUCUGAGCUCUCCGAUCCACAUCGCGUCAUUGCAGCCAAAACUGUCCAGCUCUCCAACCUCCACUCAACCACCGAGCUUCUCCAGUCCACAAUUCGCUUCCUCCGUCUCUCGAAGAAGCUGCGCGAUCUCAUGGAUUCCACCCCAGAUCACGAGAAGCUCGAUCUAUCAAAAGCCGCCCAGUUCCAUUUUGAGAUACUCUCGCUCCACAACGAGUACCAUUUGUCCGGGAUCGACGUAGUGGACGCGGAGCUGAAAUGGGUAACUGAAAUCGGGCAGAAAUUGAGAAGCGAAGGAAUGCGUGUGCUGGAGAAAGGGCUGGAGGAUCUGAACCAGGCAGAUGUAGGGGCUGGCCUGCAAGUGUUUUACAACAUGGGGGAACUGAGAGGGACUGUGGAUGGACUGGUUAGCAAGUACAAGGGGUUAGGUGUGAAGAGUAUAAACACAUCAUUGGAUAUGAAGGCAGUGUCUGCAGGUGGUGGCUAUGGACCGGGUGGUGUACAGAGGAGCGGGACCCCCCAGCUUGGGGGAAGCGCAAAGGCAAAGGAAGCUCUGUGGCAAAGGAUGAGUUCUUGUAUGGAUCAGUUGCAUUCCAUUGUUGUUGCAAUCUGGCAUUUACAGAGGGUGUUGUCCAAGAAAAGAGAUCCCUUCACUCAUGUUCUGCUUCUUGAGGAGGUCAUGCAGGAUGACGAUCCCAUGCUAACAGUACGCAUUUGGGAGGCACUUGUGAAAUCAUUUGCAUCCCAGAUGAAAUCCACUUUCACUGCAUCCAGUUUCGUGAAAGAGACAUUUACAACUGGGUAUCCGAAGCUCAUGUCUAUGAUAGAGAACCUACUUGAAAGGAUUUCACGCGACACAGAUGUGAAAGGAGUUCCCCCAGCUCUCACAUCUGAAGCAAAAGAUCAAAUGAUUUCUGCCAUCGAGCCAUUUCAGACAGCCUUUUUGGCACUUUGCCUGAGUCGCCUCUCCGAUCUGGUUAAUUCUGUGUUUCCCAUGUCUAGUCGCGGAAGCAUUCCCUCAAAGGAACAUAUCUCCAGGAUCAUAUCAAGAAUUCAAGAGGAGAUUGAAUCAGUACAGCUGGAUGCUCGAUUGACUCUUCUCGUCUUGCGCGAGAUUAACAAAGCUUUGCUUCUGCUUUCUGAAAGAGCAGAGUAUCAGAUAUCUGCAGGACCUGAAGCACGACAAGUAACAGGUCCAGCCACCCCAGCCCAGCUCAAGAACUUUGCACUGUGUCAGCACCUCCAAGAAGUUCACGCCAGGGUCUCCUCCCUUGUGGCCGGACUCCCAACCAUUGCAUCGGAUGUCCUCUCUCCCGCUUUGGGCACGAUCUAUGGGGUUGCAGGCGAUUCAGUCACAUCCUUAUUCCAAGCAAUGCUGGACCGCCUUGAAGCCUCCAUCCUAAAAAUCCACGACCAGAGUUUUGGGACAUCCGGCAUGGACAACAACAACAACCAUGCGUCCCCUUACAUGGAGGAGUUGCAGAAGAGCAUCGUCCAUUUCCGGUCCGAGUUCUUGUCUAGGCUCCUUCCACCUUCUUCUUCUUCAACCCCCUCCUCCUCCUCCUCCACAGAAACAAUCUGCACUAGGCUCGUGAGGGGAGUGGCAUCCAGAGUUCUGACCUUCUUCAUCAGGCAUGCCUCCCUAGUCAGACCUCUAUCCGAGUCCGGCAAGUUGAGGAUGGCCCGAGACAUGGCCGAGCUGGAACUAGCUGUCGGUCAAAACCUGUUCCCCGUCGAACAACUCGGCGGGCCCUACCGGUCGCUCCGGGCAUUCCGCCCCGUCAUCUUCCUCGAGACGUCCCAACUGGAAACGUCGCCCCUUCUUCAAGACCUUCCGGUGAGCGUCGUCCUCCACCACCUCUUCUCGCGGGGCCCGGACAAGCUGCAGUCGCCCAUGCAGAGGAACAGGCUGUCCCCUCUGCAGUACUCGCUCUGGAUGGACUCACAGGGGGAGGACCAAAUAUGGAGAGGGGUAAAGGCGGCAUUGGAUGAUUAUGCCGCAAAGGUGGGAGUCAGGGGGGACAAGGAGUUCUGUCCCGUGUAUCCUUUGAUGUUGAAACUCGGAUCCUCCAUCUCCGGAAAUCAAUCUUGAACCUCUAAAAUUGAAUGAUAGACGAGAUCAAUUCUUUUCUGCUGUAGAUUUGAUUUUCUUGAACUUGUUUGAUCUUCCUGUUUGGAGAGGAAUUUUCACUAGUCUCAGAGUGUAUUGAGAAUUCUUUUGGCAUUCUCGGCUUAUCAAUCCAAGUUGUGCAGGGCAAAAUUUCAGUGUAUGAUGUAACUCAUCUAAGUAUGUAACCGGGUUAUAAGGGUGGAGGCCUGGAGGGUAUACUUUUCUUAUUG
Cuscuta campestris is the source of this 2739-nucleotide messenger RNA. Lineage: Eukaryota; Viridiplantae; Streptophyta; Magnoliopsida; Solanales; Convolvulaceae. The record is from the annotation of a GenBank genome assembly.